Molecule: messenger RNA, 1551 nt
Organism: Plasmopara halstedii
Lineage: Eukaryota; Oomycota; Peronosporomycetes; Peronosporales; Peronosporaceae
Exons: 1
Coding region: 1-1551 (516 amino acids)
Molecular function (GO): metal ion binding; acid phosphatase activity
Source: RefSeq, a predicted model, not a curated record
AUGAACAUCUUUCUCUCGAUUAUACUGGCAAUCAUUGCCACGAAUGUCUCGGCUGAAGUGACUCAAGUUCAUCUCGGUGUCUCCAGUCCAAACGUUGGCUGUGCCAAUGGCAUUGCCGUCUCCUUUGCUACCGACAAUGCUCAAUCGUAUCCCGUCACUGCAACAGCAAUGGACUCAGCAAUCAGUACUCAAUCCACAUUUGUCAACUACUCAGUCUCGGAACCUGCACAUAAUUAUAGCUACUCGUCACCAUUUCUUCAUACUGCACUCUUGUGCAAUUUGAAAGACAGAACAACUUAUACUUAUAUGAUUGGUCUUUCAGACUUUGUUGGUUCGUUUGUGUCAUUAUUGCACCCUGGUUCGGAUUCAGAAGAGACCAUUCUUGGUGUUAUUGGAGACCCUGGUGACACGAAUUCGUCCGAGGCAACAUUUGCUGAAAUGAAGAAAAAGUUUGAAGGCAAACACAUUCAGUCUCUUGUUAUUGCUGGUGAUUACUCGUAUGCUAAUGGCCAUCAUCUACAAUGGGACAAUUGGUUCCAAUCGCAGCAGAAUCUUACAUCCGUUUACCCUCUUGUAGGGAUUAAUGGUAACCAUGAGACGAUCACAUCAGCGGGACAUUUAAACAUGUAUCCGUACCCAGAAGACGUAGAAUUGGACGCAGAGAACUAUUUGGCGUACCUUAAACGGGUAUAUACACCAAUAACUAAAGAAGCUCAAGAAGCAUUACGCACAUGGUACUCAGUCGACAUUGGAUUAAUCCAUUUGGUCUUUUUAGAUGACUACACGGGGUCAAGAGGCACGAAUACGACAGUUGUGGGUACAGCAUCGUGGUUAGCAGAUCGUAAUGCACAGCUUGAAUGGGUCAAGUCGGAUCUUGAACGUGUAAAUCGAAGCAUAACUCCAUGGGUUCUUGUCAUUAAGCACAAUCCAUUUUACAAUACGUGGAGCAAUCAUCAAUGUCAGUGUUCGUCCACGAUAUUUGAAAUUGACGAGGAUGAUCUUGAAAAGUGUUGGAAUGGGACAUACUUUUCAGGAAUUGUGUACGAAGAGCCACAGUGUGGACAGAUGGCCAAAUUAGAGGAAGUUUUUGCAAAUAAUGGUGUGAAUGCUGUGAUCACGGGUCAUGUACAUGCAUACGAGCGUACAGCUAAGAUUUACAAGAAUAAACAAGAUGCGACAAAGGGAAUUUAUCAUAUUACAACGGGUUCUGGUGGUAAUUAUGAAGGUCCUGCUGGUCCUCGCAUCAACGCAUCGCAGAUUCCAAGCUGGUCACUAGUAACAAAUAACGUGACAUUUGGAAGUUCGCGUAUUAUUGCCACACGCAAGUCAAUUCGAUUCUUAUGGUUUGCCAAUGACAAUACAACAAAGGAAUCUGUACCGACUGAUGGAUUUACUAUCUUUGCAAACGGUCCCGACGUGACAGAGUGGCCCCAGACCAGCCCAACUUUGUCUUCUGUUAUACAAAUGGAAGUGGAUCCAGAUAUUAAAGCUACACUAGAGUCCAAAUAUUUCUCUUUCUUAGAUGCUGUUCUAUUAGACCCGGAUAAUUAA